UACACUGUCCGGGUUAAAUAAUAUUUUCACAAUUUAUUUUAUAAAAAAAAUAAAUUCUGGUAACUGGAUUCAGUAUUAAUUAUAUUGGUGAAAUAACUUUCAUUAAAAUUUUUUACUUUUAGGCUAAUUCUAUGGCCAUUUGGUCGAUAACUCUGUGAGUUAUAAUGUUUUUAUAGCACAUUAUAUUCGAUCGGCUACUGAAAUAUCAAAAAAACUUUUCAGGUGGGUUUUUAAUACACACGUUGAAUAAAAAGCUACCAAAAUGGCGUUUGCUGGCCUCAAAAAGCAAAUUAAUAAAGCAAAUCAGUAUAUGACUGAAAAAAUUGGCGGAGUUGAAGGAACAAAGCUUGAUGUGGACUUUGUGGAUAUGGAAAGGAAAACUGACGUUACUUACGAGUUGGUCGAAGAACUUCAAAUGAAAACUAAAGAAUUCCUACAGCCGAAUCCUACAGCCAGAGCUAAAAUGGCAGCCGUCAAGGGCAUAUCGAAACUUAGUGGUCAGGCAAAAGCAUCUACCUAUCCACAGGCUGAAGGUACCCUUGGUGAUUGUCUGCUCAUGUAUGGUAAGAAGCUUGGCGAUGACAGUCUUUUUGGCCAAGCAUUGCAGGAGAUGGGAGAAGCGCUUAAGCAAAUGGCCGAUGUUAAGUACGCAUUAGACGACAACACCAAACAAAACUUUCUCGAACCAUUACAUCAUUUACAAACCAAAGAUUUAAAAGAAGUGAUGCACCAUAGAAAGAAACUGCAGGGAAGAAGACUAGAUUACGACUGCAAACGAAGAAAACAAGCAAAAGGUUCACAUGUUAGUGAUGAAGAACUGAAACAAGCCGAAGAAAAAUUUGCAGAAUCGUUGCACAGUGCUCAGAUAGGAAUGUUCAACUUGCUCGACAACGACAUAGAACAAAUAUCUCAGUUAACCACAUUCGCGGAAGGUCUUCUCGAGUACCACCAACAGUGUACCGAAAUACUGAAAUUGGCAGUAAUGGAAAUCCAGGAAAAGCGCGAUCAAGCUGCCAGCCGCCCGAAAUUAGAAUUUGUGCCUAAGACUUUGAACGAUCUACAUCCAGUAGAUGUUAUCGCGGACGACAUUAAUGACGAGUACGAGUUGAUGGAACCACAGCUCGCACACGUCAAAGGUAGUUCACGAGCUUCGUCCCCGACUCACGCAAAGUCUAACACGCUGGAAUUAACGUCUGGAGCAAACCAUCACGAUAACCAGCAUCAACAACCACAUCACAAUGCAUCGCCUGUUUCUUCUCCAAUUAAGUCUGUUCAACGGCAAAUACCACGCAACUCGCCUUGUUGUACUGCGUUAUACGAUUUUGAGGCCGAGAAUCCAGGAGAAUUAGGGUUUAAGGAGGGCGAGACUAUAAUACUACUGAACAGGGUCGAUGAAAACUGGUUUGAGGGCAGUACCAACGGCCGUACCGGAUACUUCCCAGUCACAUACGUACAAGUCGUCGUGGCGCUGCCUUAAGCAUCACAACUGCCAUUGACGAAGACUACGACACCGAACAGACCGCGACGCCAACUCCUCACCCCCCGCGUAAGACUUGUUAAAAAACGCAUCAUAAUAUGUAUUAUAUUAUGUAAUGUUGCCCACAAGCGUAUACAAUUUCAAUACGCAUUGUACGUAGAUACACCGACGAGGUUAACACAUUAUUAAAAUAAUAUAAUUAUUAUGAUUUGUAAUAAUAUGAUCGAUGUACAAACCGAUUUACUUGUGUUUGUGAGACGAUGCUUCGUAAAAUCUACAUUUAAUCCCCUUGCAAUAAAUACAAUUAUAGAAACGGAAAAAUAGCUACCAAUAUUAUAGUACACGCUGCUCGUUAAUUCCAUUCGGUUUUGUUGUUUGUAGGUGUAUAUUCUUCUUCUUCUAAUAUUACUUUAACUACUACUAUAAUACUACUAUUACUAUUAUAAUUAUAAUUAUACUUAUUAAUUAUUAA
Molecule: messenger RNA, 1949 nt
Organism: Rhopalosiphum maidis (corn leaf aphid)
Lineage: Eukaryota; Metazoa; Arthropoda; Insecta; Hemiptera; Aphididae
Gene: EndoA
Product: endophilin-A
Exons: 12
Coding region: 263-1477 (404 amino acids)
Biological process (GO): synaptic vesicle uncoating
Cellular component (GO): cytoplasm; glutamatergic synapse; presynapse
Molecular function (GO): protein binding
Source: RefSeq, a predicted model, not a curated record